AGCUUCUGUUACCUGUCAUGUGCCAUUGGAAUGUCUGGAUCUCCCUCUUCAUAUCGUCAAGUGCCCCAACUGGAUCCUGGUGAUCCGGGGGUGGCACCUGAUACUACUGCUAUACAUAGGGAUACCGAUAGUAGUAAUGACCAUGGUGUUGCUCGUAAGGCUGCUCUUCGGAUAUACUGGCUGACAGCUGUGCUGUGUUGUGGCGGGGCGCUAUUCGGAUACGACUCUGGAGUCAUCGGCGGUGUCCUUACAUUUGAUUCCUUCCAGCAAGACUUCAACUUCAGCAACGAUGCCAAAACCCGCGUCAGUUCUAUCGCGGUGGGCAUCCAGCAAGCCGGUGCGCUGAUUGGCUGCUUCGCCAUCUGGCCACUAACAAACCGCUACGGACGACGGUUAGCCAUGAUGGUGUGCUCGGGGAUUUUUUGUGCGGGCGUUGUGCUUGAGACGAUUCGCUCAGGGUCGUUGAUGACGUUCUAUCUUGGUCGGACCAUCUGUGGUCUUGGGAUUGGGGGGUCUGCAACGAUUAUACCCAUCUAUUUGGGUGAGAUGAGUCCGAAAGAGAUCCGGGCAAGAUUGGGGAGUUGUUACCAGUUUACGUUUACCAUUGGGAUUCUAGUCUCGUAUUGGGUGGAUUAUGCAGUCGUUAAACUAUUGCCAACGUUGGAUUCAAAGCAAUGGCAAAUCCCAAUGGCUUUGCAACUCGUCCCCGGGGCCCUGAUGGGCGUGGGCAUGCUAACCCUUCACGAAAGCGUGCGCUGGCUACUAUUCCGCAGCGCCAGCAGUAACGACUCCAAACACAGCAAAUUCCUCCGAGACAAAGCAUGGGGCAGUCUCUUCUGGAUCCGCGGCGGAAGCACAGACGCACACGCUGAAUUCAACACCAUCAAAACAGGGGUCGACUCCGAACUGCAGACCCGCGCGGACUUCCACAUCUCCGAACUAGUCACUCACAAACCGAAUGCUCAUCGUUUAUUCCUUGGUUUCACUAUAUUCCUCGCGCAACAGUCCACCGGCGCCACAGCCCUUGCCUAUUUUGGUCCACAGUUCUUCGCUAUGCUCGUUGGGCCGGGGGAUAAGAAUCUCCUACUAACGGGUGUAUUCGGUGGUGUCAAAGUAAUCGCAUGUUUCGUGUUCGUGGUCUUCGUUGCGGAGAGAUUUGGUCGUAGACCGUGUCUUAUUUACGGAGCGGUGGUUAUGUCCGUUUGUAUGGUUAUCACUGCGUUUGUGGUCAAAGCGAAUCCGCCUCCUGAACCGCUGUCCCCGUCAUCAACAGAAGACGACGGCGGUAUACCAACAGCGGGACUUAUAACGGUUCUUCUGAUCUAUCUCAACAUCAUCGCGUUCAACCUGUCGUGGGGCCCGUUACCGUGGCCUUGCAUUUCGGAGAUUUUCCCCACGCGUAUCCGCGAACCGGGCGUUGCGUUUGGUGUGGCUUCUCAGUGGCUGUUUAAUUUCCUGUGGUCGUCUACUACGCCGUACAUCAUGGCGGGGAUUGGGUGGGCCACAUUUUUGUUGUUUGGGAUCUUGGAUCUGCUCUUUGCUGGGUUUGUGUUCUACUUUCUCAUGGAAACCAAGGGGAAGACGUUGGAGGAGAUUACGGCGCUGUUCGAAGGGUCAUCAUAUCUCCCGUUGAGUGAGGAUGAGGAUGGUCCCAAGGGAGAUGAACAGACCCCCUUGCGGUCAUAGACUUGUAUAUACUGUACAGUUACGUUGGAUACCAGAUCAAUACUGCAGAAUCGCGCUGAAUCACAUAAUUGAAUACUAUAUAUGGUGAUCCCAGCAAUAAAGCAACGUGGUCGUUCAUUCCAUCACUCAUGGCGGUAUAAGAUCAAAAACAAGUUUCCGUUCCCAAACUCCAGACGCCUCAAUCCUCGCUAAAGAAAUCAAGAGACAAUCAUUAGAGAUACAUAAUCCACCCGCGCCCUGCUAAAAAUAAC
Messenger RNA from Aspergillus ruber CBS 135680, 1937 nucleotides. RefSeq names its product sugar porter family MFS transporter. Gene Ontology annotation, molecular function: carbohydrate:proton symporter activity. Lineage: Eukaryota; Fungi; Ascomycota; Eurotiomycetes; Eurotiales; Aspergillaceae. The coding region runs from base 31 to 1686 and encodes 551 amino acids. Gene Ontology annotation, cellular component: membrane. The record is from RefSeq and is a predicted model, not a curated record. Gene Ontology annotation, biological process: carbohydrate transport; transmembrane transport. The transcript has 2 exons.